Messenger RNA from Megalops cyprinoides (Indo-Pacific tarpon), 1067 nucleotides. Its product is annotated as dual specificity protein phosphatase 26-like. The record is from RefSeq and is a predicted model, not a curated record. The coding region runs from base 70 to 627 and encodes 185 amino acids. Gene Ontology annotation, cellular component: cytoplasm. Gene Ontology annotation, biological process: protein dephosphorylation; negative regulation of MAPK cascade. NCBI's taxonomy places the organism in Eukaryota, Metazoa, Chordata, Actinopteri, Elopiformes, Megalopidae. Gene Ontology annotation, molecular function: MAP kinase phosphatase activity; protein tyrosine/serine/threonine phosphatase activity. The transcript is spliced from 3 exons.
GAAAAGGCAACCACUUUGACACAUUAAACGCAGUUGGGUUCAUUGAUUGGGUUGGAAUUCAGCCGUAAAAUGGCAGCCCGACCAAAGAACGGACACCAAUACCUCUCUGUCAAAGAUCUGGAAGAUGUUUUGGACACCUGCAAACUAGAGCUGACCCAAAUAGAUGAGGUUUGGCCAAACCUAUACAUUGGCAAUGUGACAAUAGCCCAGAACAGGACUGCCUUGCAGAAACUAGGUAUCACUCACAUACUAAAUGCAGCUCAUUCCAAGCAAGGCAGCAUAGGGGACCAACGGUUUUAUGGACACACGAUUGUAUAUUGUGGUAUUCCAGCAGAUGACUCCACUCACUUUGACCUAAACAUAUACUUCAGACCUGCAGCUGACUUCAUUCACAAGGCAUUGAAGCAGACAGAUGGAAAGGUGCUGGUGCACUGCAUCAUGGGAAUGAGUCGGUCUUCCACCUUGGUGCUUGCAUACCUCAUGAUGUACCAUCAGCUCCCUCUUUACAAUGCCAUUCAAAAAGUUAUUCAGAAGAGAGCCAUUUACCCUAACAGGAAUUUCCUUGCGCUGCUGUUAGAUCUAGACCUUCAGUUAAAUAGAAAACAGAGAACCUGUCUGCUGCUAUAGUUAGGAGAAUUUCCCUCACAUUCCAAUGGAGUUUCUGAGGCUGCUGAGGAAAAUGUGCACACAGACGGAUUCAUAGAUUUAACUUGGAGCACCAACCAAUAAUAUAUUAACAGAUAGUAAUUAAAACCUAUCCGUGAAACCUGAUAACAAUCCAGGCGCUUAAUAUGCCAUGUCACAACAUGGCAAAAUGUGCUAACUAAUGACAUACACGUUUUGAACUACCCACCAAAAGAAAGCUUAAAGAAGUAUCAGGUUCUUUAUUGGUUAGCUAUGUCAUUGAUUACAUGUAAACCUAUACUGCCCUCUAAUGUAUAACUUUAACAGUCAAGAAAAAUCCCAGUGCCCAAAAUGGAUAUGUUUUGUCAACGAGGGUGACAGGUCUCGGUAGUAAUUCCACUGCUGUAGAUUUUACAGAGGGGCUGAAGCUAGAUAAUGGUUGA